Molecule: messenger RNA, 2959 nt
Organism: Schizosaccharomyces octosporus yFS286
Lineage: Eukaryota; Fungi; Ascomycota; Schizosaccharomycetes; Schizosaccharomycetales; Schizosaccharomycetaceae
Product: U3 snoRNP-associated protein Nan1
Exons: 2
Coding region: 153-2549 (798 amino acids)
Biological process (GO): positive regulation of rRNA processing; positive regulation of transcription by RNA polymerase I
Cellular component (GO): nucleolus
Molecular function (GO): RNA binding; protein binding
Source: RefSeq, a predicted model, not a curated record
UGAAAAACCCUCGCAGCACACUCUUCCUCCACCAAGAAAAUACGGUGUGAGCAGUCGAUUCAUUACUAUACUGAACCUAUCCUUACCCAACCACCAUUGCUUUAUUUACCUUGUAUAUUUAAAUCUUUUCUUAAUUCCCAAGGAAAGAGACAAUGGAAGAGGUGAAAAGAGCCGAAAAAGAUACUUCUGCGGGUCGUAAAGAGGUAAAAGACCCUUGGACGAAACAUGCCUAUUUAGGAGGGCAUAUGGUCUCUCAGCUGCCUGCAAUAUAUUCAAAUGAUAACAAGUUUUUGUUUAUUACUUAUGACACUUUUGUUGGCAUAUUUUCGUUAAUAACUGGUGAAUGCGUCAAUCGAAUUUUUUUCACGACACAAAAUAACGAUUCAACUCCGGUUGCUGUUUUGUUGUCUCCUAAAAAUGGGUUUGAACUUUAUCUUGUGUUCCGAUCCGGAUUUGUGUCUGUUCAUGAUUGGGCUACUACAGAACUUCUCCGUACUAUGGAAAUAUCAACCCGUGUACAUGCAGCCACGUUUUCUGGUAAUACUCUUUUUGCUGUUACCGAUGCUCAACCAUCAAAAUCUGGCCCUUCCAACGAGCGUUUCAUUCUCUACGCCCUUUUACCCUCCGUGUCUGAAACUUCGUCGAGCUUAAACCCUACCUUUAUCUUCAAAUUCAAUGACUUUGUCGCUCUUUCGAGCAGUCAAACGUCUUCCAAUUGUCCUACCGUGGGUGUUUUGACCAAUGACAAGGUUAUGUUUGCUGUUAAUGUUCCCAAGAAAAAGAAGCUUCAAUCUCGUUGGGAUGUCCACGAAUAUAAAUUUAAUCAACCUCAAGCGCUUACUCACAUCGCUGUCCAUGAGACUAAGGUAGCCGUGGCUGAUAGUGAAGGCCGUAUACACACCUUUUCCGAUUUCACUAGUAGCCGAGUUUCCGGCCCUCGAAUUAUGCACUGGCAUGCAAAUGCUCUUGGAGGUUUGACAUGGGCUUUAGAUGGCGAGUAUUUGGUUUCUGGUGGUCAAGAAGGCGUUUUGGUCUUGUGGACUUUGGAAACUUCACACCGUCAAUUCUUGCCUCGUUUGGGUUCUUCUAUACAUUCCAUCUCUGUCUCCAACAGUUCUGACUCUUAUGCUCUGCAUCUUGGAGAUAACUCCUUGACCGUAAUCAAAGCUGUUGACUUGACAGAACAGAUCCAUGUUCGUGGUAUCAAUCAUAUAAUUCCUAGUUUAUCCAACAAAGAAAAGUCUGAGGAUGAUAAGAAAGCAGCUUCUGAUGUCUUUAACAUUUCUACGAUUAAUAAUCAAGGUGAAAUGUUGCUUCUUUCUUCAUCUUGUUUCAACGGUCAUUUUGUAGCUUUACAGCAAUAUGACUUGAAGGCAGAUGCUUGUGUCCGCAAUUUUGAGGUUGCUCGUUACUCGUAUGGUUCUGUUUCUAAAACAGCAUCCUCUAAUAAUGAAACUGGUUACGUUUCCUCUGUAGCAGUUGCCAGUUCCAGUGAUAAUUCAUAUAUCGCCACCCUAGAUUGCUGGACAACUAAUACGCUUGAUCAACAGCAGAGGAAGAUAAAACAGACAGCUUUGAAGUUUUGGCAAUUUGAUACUGUUGCUAAAACUUGGAAGUUGAUGACUCGUAUCGAUCAGCCUCAUGACAACAACCAGGGGGUUCUAGGUCUUAUAGGCAUGACAACUGGUAACAAAUUUGUCACGUUGGGAACGGACGCGACGUUGCGUGUUUGGACUUUGAUUUCUCGAACUUGGAUUUGCUCGGCAGUUCGUCGUUUUGCUAACAUAAUAGGCCAAUCUGGUUCUUCGUUUUCUCAUGCUCUUGCAGGUUCAUUGGACGGGUCUAUUAUAGCAUUCGGUUUUGACGCUUGUGUACACUUGGUCCACAGCGAGACCCUUGAAACCAUUUUCACCAUUGAAGUUCCCCACGGUGGUCCUACUGAAAAUAUCAAGUUCCUUGGAGAGGAGUACUUGGUGAUUGUUUCUCAACGUCGUCUCAUGGUUUGGAACGUGGUUUCUAUGACAGCCCAGUGGACACUCACUGGUAAAUUUACCGGACUUUUGGCCACAAGUCAAAAGGGACAAGAAUUUGCUGUAGUGGAUACCAAUUCCUCGUAUUCUCGUUUGUUGAUUUUUGCUAGUGAUUAUCCAAACUUACUUUCCUUGCAUAUAUAUAAGAAUUCCCCACUGGCCUUACAUUUUGCUCAUGGUGCUUUUCUCCUCCUUGAUGAUAAAUCUGCUUUGCAUGCCUAUGGUGGCACAUUGACUAGUAAGGUUCCUGUUUCUAAGUCACCUGUAAUCGAACCAACGAGAUCCUUGUUAGGUGACUUUAGGUACGGUGUUUCAGCCGUCGUCAAGUCGAAUAAGAAUACGGCCAAUGUUGAACCCAUUUAUAAGCGUCUCACUGCUAGUAUGAUUCACAAUUUGUUCAAUCUGCCUUCCACGUCUUCUGUAGAUAUGGAGAAAAUGUACGACGACUUUUCACAAUUGGCAGUAGGCGAACCUCUUGGUUCUCUAGGCAGUAAGGUUGCAUCGAUGUCUUCAAAUUAAAAAGGGAAGAAGAAGAUAAUAAUACAAAGGAAACUGGCUUAAUGUUGAUAAACGUAUGAAUGUGAUGUGCCGUACUAUUGAAAACUGGAUAUCUUUUUAAAAUAUGUGUCUUUUCAUAUAUAAAUAGGAUAACUUGUACAACAACGACGUGUCAGAAACUUACUGGAGAAAAACUAGUUCUAUUUUUUUCUUUUACGUCAAUUGCUGUACACUAUCCUACCAAUGUGUUUAAACACGGGGUUCUCUUGGUUAUGGAUAUUGGUUUUAUAGGUUUUUUGUUUAACUAUAUAUAGAUUUGUGAUAAUAAGAAAAUUUAGUAAUUAUGGAUUACGGAUAAGAGAUCCAAAAGAAAGAAUACUAUUUUUGCACUACAGAAUACAAGGAUACUACCAUACUUAUGUUGUUUGUUU